This is a messenger RNA of Caenorhabditis elegans, 1599 nucleotides long. RefSeq names its product Spindly-like protein spdl-1 (gene spdl-1). The transcript has 5 exons. Bases 22 to 1461 code for a protein of 479 amino acids. Gene Ontology annotation, cellular component: spindle pole; cytoskeleton. The record is from RefSeq and is marked reviewed. NCBI's taxonomy places the organism in Eukaryota, Metazoa, Nematoda, Chromadorea, Rhabditida, Rhabditidae.
AAGAAUCGAACUUCAAUCAGUAUGCCUGACGACGAGGAGAAGCUCCAAUUACUUGCUGACGUUGAGAGGCUCAAGAAAAUUCUCCGUCAAAAAGAUGAAAUGCUCGAGGAGAUGGAAGACGAUCUCAAAAAUCAGGGAAAACCUUGUUCUUCCAAACUUUCACUCGAAGAACGUGCACAAGAAUUGAGUGAACAACUUCGCGAUCUUCAUGUUGAGAUGGACGGAAAAAACGCCACAAUUCUUGAUCGGGACGCUCUCAUCGAUUCACUGCGUAGUGAGAUCGACAAACUCGAAAAAAUUAAUAAGGAGUUUGCCAACGGAUCAGUGAUUCCCGAACAUGAUGAUUCCAAUUCCUUCGGAGAAUCUGAAAUGCUUCGUAUUAGCGAAGAUUGUCAGAAAUACAAAGAGACGGCGACUGCUCUUUACGAACGAAACGCCGAACUCGAAAAAGAAGCGGUCAACUUGAAAGAUGAAAUUGAGUCGAUGAUGGAUCAUAUUCGGGACCUCAAAAAUCAUAUGGAGACGCGUGAUGAGGAAAUUGCCAGAUUGGAAGGAGAGCUUUUUGAUGAGAGAAACUCCCAUGAAGGAAAAUUAGCGGCACGCGGAAAUUCAAUGUUUUCUGAGGUUAUUGAUGCCGAGCGGAAGGUUGAAGAAGACCUGAAAGUUCUUCAUGGAGAGAAUCGAGCACUGAAAGGGAUGGUAAAACGUCUUCGAAUGGAAGUAGAAGAAGUCGAAGAAAGACUUCGGUCAUCCACAAAAAGAUUCAACGUUACCCGAAUGACCACAAGUGAUAUUGAUGUCAAAGAGAUGCGUCGUCUCAGAGACAGAGUUUGUCACCUGGAAACGGAAAGGGUUCAUUUGUGGGAAAGAAUGUUCAUUAAAAUGAGGUCAAUUCCAAAACGCGAAGUGGGAGCGUUGAUUACCGGCUACUUCAAGUCGUUCGAAUUGUCAAUUGCGAGCGUGAAAGGAGGUUUUGACGGUUUGAUGAAGGACAACGAAAAGUACGUGACAAUUAUUCGUGGAUUGCAACAGGAAGUAGAAAAUCUCAAAGCGGACAUUGUGCAACUACAAUUCGACAAUAAAUGUGCUCACAGAAAAGCUGCACCAGUUGUCAAUAAGGAUUUCGAGCACCCGCUUCUUGCUGCUCCUCUGAAAACUCUUAACAAUGGACGACCAUCAUUCUUCAUUAAACCGAAAAACGUGGAACCCAUGCCUCAAUUAGGGCAUUCAUUAUCCAGUAUUGCCGUUACGCCACAGAAACCAGCAGCUAAAUUCACCACUCGUUCCUCCAUCAAAGAUGAUACUUCAGAAUGGGCAGAACGUCGUAUGAAAGCUCAAGCUGAAAAGAAAUUGGCGACUCCGACGCCGCGUUACAACUAUAUCAAACUGUCCGAGCCCGUUCCAAAAUUCAAACCGGCUGUUCUUCAAAUGCCAUCAACCUCAGAAACAAAGGAAAACUGAGUAAACAUCAUGUUCGUAGUCAUCUCGUAUUCAUAUAAAACCGCCUGUAUUGAUCUCGUCCCCUCUAUUCACCAAGUUUUGUCGAUUAUUCUACAAUGUUUCCUAUUUAAUGCAUGUCAAAUAAAAUUAUUUUUAUUA